Messenger RNA from Phialemonium atrogriseum, 2036 nucleotides. RefSeq names its product alcohol oxidase. Gene Ontology annotation, molecular function: flavin adenine dinucleotide binding; oxidoreductase activity, acting on CH-OH group of donors. The transcript is spliced from 3 exons. The coding region runs from base 95 to 2023 and encodes 642 amino acids. The record is from RefSeq and is a predicted model, not a curated record. NCBI's taxonomy places the organism in Eukaryota, Fungi, Ascomycota, Sordariomycetes, Cephalothecales, Cephalothecaceae.
ACGAAGGAUCUCAGGCUGACCGGACUUCCCCCGGGUCUGUCAUCUUCCAACCUCAUUCCACAACCUUAAUUCUCGCAUCUCCAAGUAAGCCGCAAUGUGGCCUUUCACCUCAGCGUACCCGGAGCGCCGGGCAGAAGAGGUUGAUGGCAAGACCUUUGACUACAUCGUCGUGGGAGGCGGCUGCGCGGGAUGCGUGGUGGCGUCGCGCCUGAGCGAGGACCCGGACAUGUCAGUCCUGGUGCUGGAGAAGGGUCGCGUCAACGACAACUUCCUCAGCCGGAUCCCACUGCUGUCUCAGAACUACCGAUUCCCCAAUCUGGGGGCUGUGGCCCGUGUGACGGAGCCGAUCCGCGAGGUCGGCGGCCGCAGGGCCCGCAUUUGGACGGCCGAGGCCGUCGGGGGUGCCACGCGGGUCAACGCCAUGCUGCUCACCCGCGGCGUGCCGGCCGGCUUCAACGAGUGGGCCGAGCGCUUCGGGCUGGCCGACUGGAGCUGGGAGAAGGUCGAGCCGUUCUUCCGGAAGAGCGAGAACGCGGUCGGUCACCCGGAUGCCGAGCAUCGCGGGCACGGCGGGCCGGUCGAAAACUGCCAGCCGCCGCCCGAGUUGGCCGUCUAUCCGUACUACGAGAAGAUGGCCGAGGCGGUCGGGCUGCCCGUCCACAGGGACUUGAACGACCCGGCUGCUCCGGCCCAAGGCUAUUUCUACCUCGACAUGGCCAUUGACGGGCGGGGGAACAGGGUGUCCGCAUACCGCGCGUGGCUCAACCGCAGGAUCGCCAACGAGCGGCGGGAGCACCUCACCGUUUGCACGGGCGUCGUGGCGUCCAAGCUCGAGGUGGACGAGAAGGGGAAACAGGUCACCGGGGUCUACAUCCGGCAUGCCGGGCCGGGCCGCGACAAGAAGGACUUCUUUGUCAAGGCACGGAGGGAGGUGAUCAUCUGCAGCGGGAGUCUCUGCAGCCCGCAACUCUUAAUGCUCAGUGGCAUCGGCCCAAGGGACCAAAUAGAAGGCAACGGAAUACCGCUGGUCCACGAGUUGCCCGCGGUAGGGAGGAACCUGGCCGACCAUUGCUCGGUUCCCGUCAUGAUGGAGGUUCCCGUCAAGGACACCCUUCAUCAAAUCGAGUCUCUCCUGGGGAUCCUGUGGCAGAUGCUUCUGUACCUCCUGUUCGGCACCGGCCUCCUCGCCACGUCAUCAACCACGACGACGGCCUUCAUCCGGACCACAGCGCUCGACGACGAGACCAUGACAGUGCGCGCAGCUGACAGCUCAGGCGCCAGCACCAUGGACGCCCGAGACCCGCGCAACAUCCCCGACGCCGAGAUCAUGGUGAUGCCCAUCAACUGCCUCGGCGUGGUGGUGCCGGGCAUCUCACUCAGCACGCUGUACGCCACGCUGACGCAGCCCUUCUCCCGCGGCCGCGUCGAGCUGGCGUCCACCGACGCCGAGUCCCACCCGCGCAUUGUCUACCCGAUGCUCGCCGACGAGCGCGACGCCGUGGCCCUGCGCCGCGCCACCCGCUUCGCCAUGCACCUCGCCGAGCGGUUCGCCGCCUCGGGAUACCCGCACCGCGCGCCGCUGACGUUCGGGCCCGGCAUGGACCUGGCCUACCUGGAGGCGCUGUACGAGAACGACACCCGAGAUGCGGGCGACAGGGACGGUGUGCCCGGGCUGGGCGGCGCGCCCGGGCCGAAGGGCGUUGGGGACCAGGUGCGCAAGCGGCAGGGCGAGCUGCCAGAGCUGAACUGGCGGGCGGCGACGGACGGCGACAUCGACGCGUACGCGCGGCGCGUGUGCGUGACGAGCCUGCACCCCAGCGGCACGUGCGGCAUGUCGCUGGGCCCGCGGGACGGCGUCGUCGACCAGCGGCUGAGGGUCCACGGGUUGCGGGGCCUGCGCAUCGCCGACGCGAGCGUCUUCCCCAAGAUCCCCAGCGCGCACACCAUGGCGCCGACCAUGAUGGUCGCGGAGCGGUGCGCCGAGUUCCUUAGGUCGGAGUGGGCGGAGCGGAAGGGGAAGUGAGGUGUGUGUGCUA